AAUAAGGAUAUCGUGAAAGCAAUGUUUGACCGAUUUUAACCUUUUUUGUUGUGUGUUCUGGAUGCUGCAGUAACCGGCGGCAGUCGCGUGCCAGGGAGAGAGAUCCGCGAACUCUCGAUACGCGUGAAGCUGGACCGGUUCGAAGCUGACAGUCAAUGGAUGUCCUCGUGUGCAUGACGACUGGUGGUUCCACUCACGCAGCAGGAUAACAGAUGAAGGUUUACCCUGUCCCCGUGAUAUGUGAUCAGUUCUGGUGUUACCAAGACGCUAUGUUGUGUGGAAUGUUGCAAAAAGUGGUGUGUAGUGCGAUGCAAGAUGCUGCCCCAGCGUGAGAGUGUGUAAUAUUGUGUAUUCCCAGCUGUUGCAUUUGUAUGGAAUUGUGUCCCCUAAUGCUAAUGUCCCCUGGCGCUAAUGCUGGUGCUGACCGACCAUUUGUCGGUGACCGAAACAGGCACGAAAGUGAUCAGUGAUCGUGACGGCAAGUAAACCGGGUCCCAGCCAUCGGAGGACGAGGUCUACGGUCGUCUACGGCUAGACCUCGCUGGCUCCGCGCACUGGCAACAGCAACGGCGGUCGCGAGAUAACCGCGCGCCAAAAUUGCGCCAAACACAAACAAUCUGGCGGUGGUCAGACAACCAUCCAUGGCCGUCGGGCCACCGACGGGAGGAUCUGGUAAUCCUCCGCAUCAUCCGGCCCCGCCGGUCCAACCACAUCCGAUACUUGCCCCCAGCCCACUGUUUGCCUUACCGACGCUGAACUUUACCGCGUCGCAAGUCGCGACCGUCUGCGAAACGCUGGAGGAAUCCGGUGACAUCGAGCGGCUGGCCCGGUUCCUAUGGAGCCUGCCGGUGGCCCACCCGAACGUGACGGAGCUGGAUCGCUCGGAGGCCGUGCUGCGGGCCCGGGCCAUCGUCGCCUAUCACACCGGACACUUUCGGGAACUCUACUCGAUAUUGGAGCGGCAUAAGUUCACGAAAACGUCUCAUGGCAAACUGCAGGCGAUGUGGCUUGAGGCGCACUACCACGAGGCAGAAAAGCUUCGAGGACGACCACUAGGGCCAGUGGAUAAGUAUCGCGUCCGGAAGAAAUUUCCGCUCCCGCGCACGAUCUGGGAUGGUGAGCAGAAGACGCACUGCUUCAAGGAGCGGACGCGCAGUCUGCUACGCGAAUGGUACCUCCAGGAUCCGUACCCGAACCCGACGAAGAAGCGCGAGCUGGCCCAGGCGACCGGACUCACCCCGACGCAGGUGGGAAAUUGGUUUAAAAACCGACGUCAGCGGGAUCGAGCGGCGGCCGCGAAGAACAGACACAAUCAACCACCACUGUCCGGGUCCGGAUCGUCCUCGUUGACGCCAAGGCGAGGCGAGGGGCCACUGUCACCGGUGGACACCGAUUCCGAUUCCGACAUCUCGCUCGGUACACACUCGCCAGUUCCUAGUAUGUCGAUGCAGCACAGUCCCAGUUCGCUGCCGGGCUCGAGCGAGGACCGGCUGAACGAUGAUCGCGAAAAGGACUUCCGGAGCAGCUUCGCCUCGCUACACUCCUUCCGCUUCGGUGACCACCUAACCGGCGGUCUGUUACCUGGUUCGUUCAAUAGUAGAUUCAUGCCUUAUCGACUCGGCGAUCAUUCGCCACCGAUCAACACGCAUUCGCCACCGAUCGGUUUGACGCAUCUACCCCUCACCCCGACCGUGCUGCGGCCCCAACCUCACCUACCGCACUCGCUGGCCGUCAGUGUGGCCGGAUCCGUGGGCAUUCCUAGCAGUAUGGCCGGCGGUGCGGGCAUGCUGACGACGGUGGUCAAUAUGAGUGAUUCGCCGAGCAGCAACAGCAGCGCGACAACCGCAUCCCUCACCAAUACCACCACUCCAACGGGGAAGGACCAUGGCCACGGGACGAUGGCCCAUCACGGGCCCGGUGAUCCGACGGCCGAUGGACGACCGGGGACACCGCAUUCCGUUGGACAUGCAAGUGUCAGCGGUGCAAACACACCUUCGGCGACGGCGACAGCGACAGCGGCCACGUCAACAGUGGCCACAUCAACCGCGACAGGCGCUUCACUGAUGCAGCCAAUGUCCCCGCUGAGAAUACGGGUUAGCUCACCGUCGCGGCUCAAUGCGGAGUUGCUGCAGCAUACGGCGGCGGCGGCGGCGGCGGCCGCAGCGGCUGCGGCAGCUGCAGCAGCGGCCGCCUCCCAACAGCCACCCCAUCAUCCUGCGCUCGCGUUACACGGCCAUCCCCAUCCACAUCCACAUCACCUGCACAUACAUCAUCCGCACGCGCACCACCAUCCUCACGUGCAUCCACAUCCGCAGCAUGCCCAUGCGGCUCACCAUGCGGCGGCCGCCCUCAUGAAUGGUCUCAGUGCGAGCGGUAUCGUCCGGAUUGUGCCGAGUUCGGCCAACAGCACACCCAGUAGUACCAUCACCACCACCACCACCUCGCUACUCCAUCGACCGUUCUCACCGUCACCGAAACCGAAGGAAGCUUCGUGAUAAGUGAGCCGUUGUUGCGUUGCUGCCAAAUGGGAGGAGGCAGGUGUCCCCCCACCCACCACCCCCAGGGCAGUGCUCCCAUUCUCUAGCUAAUGCUGUGCAGGACUGUUGAGGGACGCGGUGCAAAGGUAACGCAUAUAACGCUUCAGGGAUGACAGCUUUUUCGCUCCGGUGCCGUUGAAAGAACUGAGAACCAUCAAGUGCGGGGCCGGGAUGGUGGUGAGCCGUACAGAAAACAUCAAAACUUAUGGUUUCCUCUUGCUCGGCGGCCACGGCCAGCGUCAGAACGGGUUGUUAGCGAGUAACACGACUCGACGGAUGUUUCAUGUUGUUCCGUGGCGUUUCGGCGCCACUAGCUGCUUGGUGGUUGGUGAAUUUGAUUUCCUGCUCUACC
Anopheles darlingi is the source of this 2889-nucleotide messenger RNA. RefSeq names its product protein Optix. The record is from RefSeq and is a predicted model, not a curated record. Gene Ontology annotation, cellular component: transcription regulator complex; nucleus. Bases 642 to 2495 code for a protein of 617 amino acids. Gene Ontology annotation, biological process: regulation of transcription by RNA polymerase II. Gene Ontology annotation, molecular function: DNA-binding transcription factor activity, RNA polymerase II-specific; RNA polymerase II cis-regulatory region sequence-specific DNA binding. The transcript has 5 exons. Lineage: Eukaryota; Metazoa; Arthropoda; Insecta; Diptera; Culicidae.